Messenger RNA from Guillardia theta CCMP2712, 816 nucleotides. RefSeq lists its product as hypothetical. The record is from RefSeq and is a predicted model, not a curated record. The coding region runs from base 1 to 816 and encodes 271 amino acids. The transcript is spliced from 2 exons. Gene Ontology annotation, molecular function: protein binding. NCBI's taxonomy places the organism in Eukaryota, Cryptophyceae, Pyrenomonadales, Geminigeraceae.
AUGGCUCGGAACGGGGAGGCUGACAAGGUCAAGGCGCGAGAGGCGGGAGCGAUCGAGGCCGUCGUCAGCGCCAUGACCACGCACGCAUUCGACGCAGGGGUACAGCAGGCUGCGUGCUCGGCCUUGCGCUUCACUGUCAGCUUCAGGGACGAGAGCCAGGCGCAGGCGCGAGAGGCGGGAGCGAUCGAGGCCGUCGUCAGCGCCAUGUCCACACACGCAGUCGACGCGGGGGUACAGCAGGCUGCGUGCUGGGCCCUGAGACAUACCGCCUUGUGCAGCAUGACAGAGGGCAUGGCUGACAGCCAGGCGCGGGCGCGGGAGGCGGGAGCGAUCGAGGCCGUCGUCAGCGCCAUGUCCACGCACGCAGACGAGAUGUGCUUGCAUUGGUCAGCAUGCCAAGCGCUUGAGAGCAUGACGGCGGGCAUGGCUGACAGCCAGGCGCGGGCUCGGGAGGCGGGAGCGAUCGAGGCCGUUGUCAGCGCCAUGUCCACACAUGUGGACGAACGAUGGCUACAGUGUGACGGAUGCACGGCCUUGCGCAGCAUGACGGCGGGCAUGGCAGACAGCCAGGCGCGGGCGCGGGAGGCGGGAGCGAUCGAGGCCGUAGCGAGGGCGAUGCAAAGGCAUGAGGGCAGCGGGUGGUUGGAGGAUAGCGCGAUGGAGGCUCUGAGCAGCCUUGCUAGCGACAACUCGUACAACAUCCGACGCAUCCGACGGCUCCGAGGCGCCGCCCUGCCUCCCAACAUCCCCGACACCCGUGCUUCUGAGGCGCGCCGACGGCUCAGGUCCGUGCUCGAGCGACGCGAUGCCGAGUGA